Messenger RNA from Acanthosepion pharaonis, 735 nucleotides. The record is from the annotation of a GenBank genome assembly. NCBI's taxonomy places the organism in Eukaryota, Metazoa, Mollusca, Cephalopoda, Sepiida, Sepiidae.
AUGCACAUGCAUAUCUACUUUCUCUCUCCUUCACCUUCUCUCAUUUUCUCUACACUUCUCUCUCCUUUUCUUUCCCAUCUCUUCUCUCUUCUUUUUCCCACUCCUUCCCUAUUCUUCUCUUUCCUUUUCUUUCCUGCUUCUCCUCUCUGUUUCUCUUUCCUUCUCUCUCUCUCUCUCUCUUUUACCCGCUCUUUCUUUUUCCUUUUCUUUCUUUCCUCUUCUCUCACCUCUUUCCAACCUUUCUCUAUCCUUCUCUUUCCUGUUUCUUCUUGUUCUCAUUCUUUCUUUCACCUUCUCUUUUCUGUUCUUUCUCUCUUUUCCUCUUUCCUGUUCCCUCUCUUUCUCUUUCCUGCUCUUUCACUUUUUCUUUUUCCCUGUUUCUUCUCUCUUUCUCUUUCCGACCCUUCUUUCUCCUUUUCCUUUCCAUUUCUUCUCUCUCUUUCUGUUUUCCAACCAAUCUCUUUCCUUUUCUUUCCUGCCCUUUCUCUUUCAUUAUCAUCCCUGUCCUCUCUCUUGUCUUUCUCACCCCUUCUGUUUAUUUCCUGUCCCUCUUAUCUUCUUGUCAUUGAUUUUCCUUUGCUCUCCAUUUCUCUCCCUUCACCCUCUCUCCCCAUUUCUUCCCCUACCAUAUCCUCUCUCAGUUUUUUCCUCUCUCUCUGUUUCUUCAUCUGUCUUCCUCUCAGUUUACGCCCCCCUUCACCUUCUCUUUUUAAUUUCUUACCUUCCCUCUAUUAA